This is a messenger RNA of Pogona vitticeps (central bearded dragon), 3658 nucleotides long. Lineage: Eukaryota; Metazoa; Chordata; Lepidosauria; Squamata; Agamidae. The record is from RefSeq and is a predicted model, not a curated record.
GAACUGAAGAACAGGUGGUUGGGGAAGUCGGAGGGGAUGUGACUCUGACCUGCUGGAAUGCGUCUCGGCAGGCCAUUGGAGUGGAAUGGUUCCAUGGGGAGCCUGGAGCGAUUCCCAUCCUCUUCUCCUCGGAUGGCAAGCUUCCUUCUGAUGCUCGCCUUUCGUUGGUGGGGAACAGCUCCUUGCACAUCUCGGGGCUGCGACGGCAGGACGAAGGCAACUAUACUUGCAAGGAAGUGCUGAACGAGACAAAACACAUGCAUAGGAUCCAGUUGCUCGUGGCCAGUGGACCUGACAGAGUGAGCAUCAACAUCUCUCCCACCACAGCACUGCCAAAUGGGACACUGUAUGCACGGAGGUAUGACAUUGUUAACUUCACCUGCGCCAGUGAUUCCCAGCCUGUACCCACAACCGAAUGGAGUUUCAUCCAGUCCAGUUCCACCCAAGAACUGUUCACAGAAGUCAACAACUCCCUGGGCUACUUUGUCCUCUACAACAUAUCCCCCCAGUACCAAGGGAAUUACUCCUGUUCAGCAACCAACCCACUCAGUAGCCAUCGGGCAACUGCGACCUAUGAACUUCUGAUCUACUAUCCUCCACCACUGUCACCUCGUUGUUGGGCUCAGACCUCCACGGAAGAUUCUGGUAUGGUACAGCUCUUCUGCACCUGGCCUGGAGGGUACCCACACCCCACACUCCAGUGGACAAACCAGAAGAACAUAACCUGGGCCUUUGACACCAUCAACAGAACAGAUACUAUUGUGGCCAACCUGAACAGCUCACAUCUGCCCUACGGGAAGGAGUUCGUGUGCCACGGUCAACAUAUCACAAAUCAAGAAGAGAGCCAAGCUUGCCCCAUACAGUUGGAAGGCCCUUUGGUCAUGUCUGACCCUCUAAGGACCUGCUUUGAAGGACGAGCUGCCAUUAUGACCUGCCAGGCAACUGCCGGCAACCCUCCGGCCAAAAUCACCUGGCUGCGCAACGUCACCCAACCGGGGACAGAGAUUCAGUCUGGCGGGAGGUUUCUCAUCCGCCAAAAGGGCAGCGUCUCCACCCUUCUCAUCCAGAACUGCUCCCACGGCGCUGAUGAAGGCUACUACCUCUGCAAAGCUGAGAACCCGCUGGGGGUGAAGGAGGUGUACGUUCACCUCAGGGUGACCGAGCCCGUGAACAUCGGAGGCAUUGUGGGAGCGAUCGUGGCCCUUUUGCUUCUAGUUGUUCUGAUCGUUUUCGGAAUCUUUUUAUACGCUGGACCUCGCUUUUGGCCCAAAAGCAACAUCCUCAGGAACCGAGAGGCGAGCGACAUCCUUGUGCUGAUGGAUUCAGAGGACGAGGGCCAGCCGACAGAAACGACCGAAGAGCUCCCUUCGCCUCAAGCCGUAGCAAACGGAUCUUUGACCGGGCCUGCUGAAAAUUCCCACCCUGAGCUGUCUACUGAAAUCUCCAUGGAGGAAAUCAAAAGGGAACCAAACCCCACCCGGUAGAGGGAUGUCAGUCUCACCUGCUGCUAAUCAAACGGGCCUUGCAAUAAGGCAUGUCCGGCACCAGACCAGGAAGGGUAAAGCCCUUCCGGCAGCCAGCUCCCUCUCUUCUGGCGGCCAGUCUUUGUCCUCUUGCCUUUUCUCCUUGCCGCGCUUCUCCGGUCUGUUGCUGCUUCUUUCCUCUGGCUCCUUGUAAGAUGCUGAGACUGAAACUGAACACUCAUGGUGCGGGAAGCACGUCUAGGGGCAGAGGGCUGGAGUCAAAGACCUUCUUCUUUCUUACAGCAUGGCAGAUGAAGGGAACAAGGACCGGAAUGAGUUUCCCUGGGCAGGAAGCACCAUGGACUAGUGAAAAUGGCUGGGGAAAGAGAAGGCAAGGUGCUCCUCGUCUGGCUUUCGGUCCUGUUUGUCCUUAUCUGAUCUUUACUGAGAACUGAAAACAGGUUUGAGUUGAACAGGACAAGGGUCCCCGUGGUGGCCUGGCCAUGGCCUCCAAGGCUCAGUAUCAGCUGGUGUGUUUGCAAGUGACCGCAGGCAAAAGGACUCUGCAUUGCUUCUGCUGUGGCCUUAAAAUAGGAUUAAUCGGUCUCUCUUUCCUGUCUUCUGGAAUCCUCAGUGAUCCGUGGAUUUCUGGAUGAGGAGCUGCCUCAACCUGCAAAUAUUCUUGGCCAUUCUGAACUGCAGGAAAGGAGAAUGCUAGGAGGAAAGGCUGGCAUGUUUCGCUCAGAGAAGAGACCCCUUGACAUCCCUCUUCAAAUACUUAACGAGCACGCUUGCAAUCCGCCCCCUCCCCUGGAGCUCUUUCUGAAGAGGGUUCGUACUGCAAGACCCUCUGCUAAGUUUCCCAGUCCUUCCUUGACAGGUGUCCUGUGGUGUGUUGUUGGUGCCACAAUACCCCAGGAUACAAACAGCUUGAGUUCAGAGGAAGACAACACGUACAUUCGGGCAGUCGUACGGAAAACAAGUCCUGUGGAGAAGAGUUGAUGAAACACAAUACUUCAACCAGGCAGGUUGAAGACAUGUGGCUGGAAGACGAUAGCUCUCACAGAAAAGGGCAAAGUUAGUUCACUUGCUACCUCAGAGGCCAGGACUGGAUGUCAUGGGCUUAAGUCACAAUUCUGACUGAACAUUAAGAGCACUUCUGAGAAUGAAAUCAUCUCCCCAGAGAGGUGGGGGGUGGGCUUUUCCUCGCUGGAGGUCUUGAUCGCCGUCCACUGGACAUGUUACCAGCUCCUCCUCUCAUCACUGGUGGACAGAGUUCAGUUUUCUCAGACUGCUGCUGUUUUUGCAAUUUUUUUAUUUGUUUGUUUGUUUUUAAACAAAUGCGGUCAACCAGCUGGAACUAGAGCCAGGACCAACAUUAAGUUGCUGGGUAGAUUGGAGGCAAUUGCCUAUUUCACUCAUCUCAUGAGACAUUCACUAGAACAAUACAAAACACAACUACAUUGAAGUUGCUGUUUAACAAAGAUUUGAACAUUAACUUGCAAGACCCAUCAGCAGAGACGAACAAACAGUUUAGGUGCUUCCAAAUAAGAGGAGUCUUUGACAAAGCUAGGAAAAGUUAAUAUUUUUUUGGACAACAACUCCUAGAAUCCUAUUGCCAGUAAUGCCAGUAGGACUCUGGAAGUUACAGACAAAAAUGGAGCAGAAGAAAACACCUUUUUGCAUAUCCACUUUUAGUGCUACUAAUUAAAAGACACUUAUGCGUCUGUCUUCUUAAUGUCAUCAUCAGCCCCCACCCCUUCAAUAAGCAGUAGAAAACACAAUCGUUAGCAAUAUAAAAUAGCAGUGUCUACAGCCCCUUCCCCCCCAAAAUGUGAAGAAGGUGGGACAAUUGUGCAAUAAAAUUCUCAUAUGCCUCAAAAUUAAUGUUGAUUUCCCCCCACGCAUUUUACAAGGUGAGGAUCAGAGAUGCUGAUAGCCAAGCACAGGGCCAGCCAGAACGGAGAACAAGAAUUUGCUGUUUCAGGUGCGUCUGCCUUGUAAGUGUUAUGGUUCCACCUUAAAGAAUCCUAGGGCUUGUAGUUUGGUGAGAUGCUUAGAAGUCCCCCUUGGAGAGCUUCAGCGCUGUCGUGGAGGAUUCUAAUUCCUUCCCCAAACUACAGAUCCCAGGAUUCCAUAGUACGGAACUAUGGCAGUUAAAAUGUUAUCUAACUGAUGUAACUUUGUAGUAGGGA